UACAUUUCCCGAUCGUGAGGCUUGAGUGGAGGCUGGAGCUGGUCGCCAUGCAGCAUCCAUGGACAUACAACAGGCGGAUACUCCUGGCUCUGGCCCUCUUCUUCUUCAUGGAAUCCUUCGUCCAAGGUUUUCCUGCCAAGAGGGCGAGAUUCCAUUGGGUUCGAUGUCGCCCAGGGAGCCGUUCUGCCAACUGCAUUGAACAAAAGGGGCCAUGGUUCAACAUGCCUGAGGGUGAAGACCAGUGGAUUGAGAUUCCCCAAAUGGAUUCAUUUCUAAUGAAGCAGACCCCGAACAGGGGUGAAAAGACUCCUUUCUCUGAGGAAGAUCCUUGGUCCAUCUCAGGUUCGGGCUCGGGUUCAGGCUUGGGCAAUGGCUUCUUACCUGAAAUGGAAACACAGCCAAUAGAUGAAGAGGAUUUCUACAAUUUCAGACCUUCUGAAGAUGAGGCUGUUGGGCAAGAACUAGCAGAGGAGGAAUUGAUUAUAUAAACAUGGAAGCUCUCCCUGACACGGAAGGCUGAUCAGACAGACAUCUUCUGGGUGUUAUAGAUUAGAAAUGAUUGGCUCGUGGACAAAGUGCUUUGUAAAAAAUGUAACCUUUCUGGAGCAGCUUCUUCAGCCUGUCUCUUUUUUCUCAGUAUAGAGCUUAACCAAAUGUACAUUUAUUCAUGAUUGCAAGCUCCAUCCCGUCUUGUUUUCUCACACAUAAAGCAUCUCUGAUCUCCAUGCCUUUGCACAGGCUGUCCUGUGUCCCUGAAAUGUUCUGCCUCCUCAUCUGGCCCUCUUCCUCUGGGCUGCAGUUCAGAUGCUGCUGCCUCCAUGGAGCCUUUCCUGAUUCCCUCAGUUGUUAGUUUUCGCUCUUUCUUCAAAUAAUUUUGUACUCACUUAUCUAGGACACACAAUCUAUCUCCCCCAUUAGAAUGUAAUCUCCUUGAGGGCAGGAACUGUUUUUAUUUUAUUUUUUUGCUGAAGCCCUCAGUGCCUUACGUAAUAAAGUUUUCUUAAAUUUAAUCUAGAAAAUAAAUGUUAGAGGUCCUCACACCCACUUCACUCUACUCCCAUGUUACAAGUGGAGAAACUGAGGCUCACAGAAGCCAAAGCAGUUAUUCAGCACCACAGCUAGUAAAAAGGAGAAGGAAUGGUUCCUACUGAGGAAUGUGGACUGCAGAUCCAGUGUGUUUUCCACUGUGUCUACUGCCACAGGCCCUGAGUGUUUUUCUGUAUAUAAAAGAAGAUAAACCUUUAAUCCAGGAAAUCACUCAGCUCCAUCAGCCUAUAGCAGGGGUGUCAAACUCAAACGCCACUAAAUCAUACAUAAGGAUCCCCGUAGGCUACACAUUGCCUUAGAAAACCAUAAA
This is a messenger RNA of Gracilinanus agilis (Agile Gracile Mouse Opossum), 1357 nucleotides long. It is a transcript of the gene SRGN, whose product is annotated as serglycin. Lineage: Eukaryota; Metazoa; Chordata; Mammalia; Didelphimorphia; Didelphidae. The transcript is spliced from 3 exons. The coding region runs from base 48 to 488 and encodes 146 amino acids. The record is from RefSeq and is a predicted model, not a curated record.